GGUGAUGGAAGGGGUGUUCCCCUAGUUCCCACAUGCAAAAAGUGAGGCCUGGAGAUGGGGCUGUCUUUUUUCUCCAAACACUUGCCCAUCCAGGAAGGCCAGCCCUGGGCAUUGAAGACUCCAGAUAUGGGGGUGACUGCAUAAGGAGAGGUUCCUGAGUGACCUGAAGAAACAUGGUUGGGAUGAAGUGCAGGGAGGGUCAGGGCAGGCAGGGCUGAGCUUCGCUUCUGCGAGCAGAGAUUAGAGAGCGAUCCCAGAGGCCUGCCUGGAGGUGGGGCCACAGAGCAGGAGUCUGAAGGAGAGGGGGUAAUUCACCUCUGUCCUACUGUGUGGGAAGCCCUGAGUGGGCCCCUAGCAGAGGGUUGCCUUGCGCUUAUCUAUGGAGAUAUUGGGAAGGGCUUCCCUGACCCAGGUUGCUGGAGCAUGGGGGCCUGGGUGGCAGGGGUGGGGGUGGGAGAUUCAAGACAGGAGGAUGAGGCCACAUCCAGGUGGCUUCAGAUACCACCGUGAGUCCCAUAGAGUGUCCAGUUACUAUAAAGUCUGCCAGCCACUGCGGUCGCCCCAGGCCUGUGCCAAGUCCCGAGAUCUCUGCCCCGCAGCCAGUGCAGAGGGAAGAGGAGGGCAGGAGGGGACAGCUGACAUCAUCUCUACCGUUGAGUUCAACCACACGGGAGAGCUGCUGGCCACAGGUGACAAGGGCGGCCGGGUCGUCAUCUUCCAGCGGGAACCAGAGAGUAAAAAUGCGCCCCACAGCCAGGGCGAAUACGACGUGUACAGCACUUUCCAGAGCCACGAGCCGGAGUUUGACUAUCUCAAGAGCCUGGAGAUAGAGGAGAAGAUCAACAAGAUCAAGUGGCUCCCACAGCAGAACGCCGCCCACUCACUCCUGUCCACCAACGAUAAAACUAUCAAAUUAUGGAAGAUUACCGAACGAGAUAAAAGGCCCGAAGGAUACAACCUGAAGGAUGAAGAGGGGAAACUUAAGGACCUGUCCACGGUGACGUCACUGCAGGUGCCAGUGCUGAAGCCCAUGGAUCUGAUGGUGGAGGUGAGCCCUCGGAGGAUCUUUGCCAAUGGCCACACCUACCACAUCAACUCCAUCUCCGUCAACAGUGACUGCGAGACCUACAUGUCGGCGGAUGACCUGCGCAUCAACCUCUGGCACCUGGCCAUCACCGACAGGAGCUUCAACAUCGUGGACAUCAAGCCGGCCAACAUGGAGGACCUUACGGAGGUGAUCACAGCAUCUGAGUUCCAUCCGCACCACUGCAACCUCUUCGUCUACAGCAGCAGCAAGGGCUCCCUGCGGCUCUGCGACAUGCGGGCAGCUGCCCUGUGUGACAAGCAUUCCAAGCUCUUUGAAGAGCCUGAGGACCCCAGUAACCGCUCAUUCUUCUCGGAAAUCAUCUCCUCCGUGUCCGACGUGAAGUUCAGCCACAGCGGCCGCUACAUGCUCACCCGGGACUACCUUACAGUCAAGGUCUGGGACCUGAACAUGGAGGCAAGACCCAUAGAGACCUACCAGGUCCAUGACUACCUUCGGAGCAAGCUCUGUUCCCUGUACGAGAACGACUGCAUUUUCGACAAGUUUGAAUGUGCCUGGAACGGGAGCGACAGCGUCAUCAUGACCGGGGCCUACAACAACUUCUUCCGCAUGUUCGAUCGGAACACCAAGCGGGACGUGACCCUGGAGGCCUCGAGGGAAAGCAGCAAGCCCCGGGCUGUGCUCAAGCCACGGCGCGUGUGCGUGGGGGGCAAGCGCCGGCGUGAUGACAUCAGUGUGGACAGCUUGGACUUCACCAAGAAGAUCCUGCACACGGCCUGGCACCCGGCUGAGAACAUCAUUGCCAUCGCCGCCACCAACAACCUGUACAUCUUCCAGGACAAGGUAAACUCUGACAUGCACUAGGUAUGUGCAGAUCCCGGCCCCUGCCACCCAGCCUCAUGCAAGUCAUCCCCGACAUGACCUUCAUGACCGCAAUGCAAGGAGGGGAAGAAAGUCACAGCACUGAUGAGGACAGCUGCAGAGGUGGCAGUGUGUGGACACAGGAAGUUUGGGCCCCCUCCCUGCCCCAGCUUUCCUAGGCCAGAAUUGUGUUUGGCAGUAAUUGUCUGUUUAAAAAAAUAAAAAGGAAAGGAAGCGUUCACCGCCACAAAUCAUAAAAUGGACAUGACUGUGGAGUCUUACAGUUCAGGGUUCUUUCAUUCACGUCCCUUCCUGUCUCGGUCUGCGGUCUUUACCACAUCAAUAGGACUUUUUAUGCGUCCGGGUUAAUUUUUCACUCCAGUGCGUCCUGUUGCGGGGGCCGGAGCUGAUGGGAGCUGCUUCUCCCCCAUGCCUCACUGGUCCCAGAUCAGGGCUCCAGGGACAGAUGAUGAGUCUCAAACGAGCCAGCCAGGGGUUCUUUUGGUUAUAAAUGGGGCAAUUCGCCCUGUCUCAGAGCUGAUGACCUCACCGUUGUUUUUUGGAUGGUGAAUUCAUGCUGAGAAUUUGCAGAUGCAAGCUCCUCUCCUAGGUCUUCUGAAUGUCUUGAAACAUCCCAGGUCCCAGGUCUGGUGCGGUUUCCCGAGAGGAGCGGAGUGGGGUUUGUCUUCUGUGUGCCUGUGUCCUCAUCUGAUUCACCUGCCAUUUGCUGAGCCUCUGCUGUGUGCCGGGCGUGGUGCUCAGCCCUAGAGGCAGUUGACUUACCCCCUGCAGCCCUCCCUGCAGCCUCACCCUUCAGCAUUCACUGGGCACCUUCCCGGAGCGGACACUGACUCCCAUGCACGAUUUUUUGGAAUCUUCCUCCUGACUGUGAGGUGGGUGUUCAUUCAUUUCCUCCAUAAACACCAACUUCUCGAAGCGUGCCAGGCUCUGGGCUGGAUGCUGGGGAUAAGCGGGAACCCUUAGGAUCCCCUCUGUCCACGAGAAGAAACUGAGGCUCUGAGCGGAUGCACAGGUCACCCAUGGCAGGUGCCGUGCAGUGGUGUCAGGAACCUGUCCGGGUCUUCACACAAGGUUCUCUCCAGUCCAUCUCGUGGGUGGCCCAUGUUCAAGUGACAUUCAAAUGGAAGGUUUAGAAAGGAAUGCCUCUGUCUUGUGAAGUAGGACAUGGCAGACUUGGCGACGACAAGGGUCCGGGAGAACUGAGACGCAGGAUGGAAGACAGAGAAGACCCCCCCCCCGGAGCUCCUCGCUCUGCUUGGUGGCUUCAGGAGUGCGGCCCUCCCCAGGACUCCACUUCAUCCUGGGCUUGCACCCUCCUUGAGCCAAUGCACUGAACUGCCUUGGAAAGGAAAUUGCAUGUUCUGACCAUUUUAGGAUACCUUUACUUCAAGGACCACACAGUCCCAGAGAACACAUCCCUCGGGAACUCUGCCCCUCUGACAAUGAGGGCCACAGAGAAGGUGGUGUUUCCAUGGUAGAUGCUCCUGUUCUGGUGAUACCAAACCUGCCCACCCCUCUGAGUCGUCUUUGCUCAUGGACUUGCAGCAGAACCACGGAGUUUGGCAUUUUGAUUCAGAAAGUGGGGAGCAGAGACCCAGCCAAAUCCAAACUUUUUUUUGGUUUGGUUUUGUUUUGUUUUUUACAAGAUAUAACAUAACCCAGGAAACAGACCCAGCUGAGGUUAUUCUCAGUGGAUUACAGUAUACUUUUGUGUGUGUAAAAGCACAAAGUGCAUGUGUACUCACUUCUGGCCAUAUAACAUUUACACAGGGAAAUGGAUCAUUGAUUUUUUUUUUAAUCAACGUGAAUGAAGAAUGUUUGUUUAUAUAUCACUAUAAAAUCCAGUUGACCUGGACAGUAUUAUAUGUACAUAUCUAUUCUAAUUAAAUUUAACAAUCAAAGGAUUGGAUUACCUUUUCCCCCCUUGUAAAGAGGUUCGAGAAUGUGGUCAAUUGUAUAGAUAGCGUGUUAAAGCCAAAACCCAGCUCUGAGGGCCUUACCCAUUACUUGGAUAUUUGCUACGAUCCAUCUCCCUUUGUGAGUCAAAUGUUAAGAGAAGAAACUUGUAUUUGCAGCUAGAGGUUACUGUCACAUCAUAGAUUUAACAUUUACCAUCUUCAAAGUACGAAUCUUACAUGUUCUUCAAAAGGAGGUCUUAAUACAGUUCCUAGUUCCUUACUUCUGUUUUAAACUUUGGGUACCAAACCAAAAAGCAGAAAAAAGAAAGGAAAAGAUCUUCUUUGAAGAAAAGUAUGUCUCUGGAUCCCUGGAAAAUAAUGAUGUCCAAAGCAAAUUGUGAAGAUAAAAUGUGUGUUAAGAAAAGGUGUCGGGGGGAGGGACAAAACCAGAAACGGUGGAAGGACCAGUGUAAUAGUCACAGACUUGCAUCCUGGCUCUGCUUACAUUUCCUGGUACUCUCGAAUGUACGGGCGUUCACAUAGUCAUUGUGAAGUUGUUGGGGUUUUUUUGGUUUUGUUUUUAAUUUAGCUCUUCUCUGAGGACGAAGCUGUUGGUGGUGGUGGUGGUGGGGGUGGUGGUGUGGGAUACAUGGUGGUCAAGUUGUCAGCCCUGAUCAGUUUGGACUCUGUAACUCAUAGGUGCAUUCUUUUUUUCUUUGGUGUCUCACAAAUUACCCAAUUGUUGAAUAAAACUAUAAAUAUGUUAAUACCAGCUUUUUCCAAUAAAAUAACAAAUAUUACAUCAAAAA
Molecule: messenger RNA, 4634 nt
Organism: Pan troglodytes (chimpanzee)
Lineage: Eukaryota; Metazoa; Chordata; Mammalia; Primates; Hominidae
Gene: PPP2R2C
Product: protein phosphatase 2 regulatory subunit Bgamma
Exons: 9
Coding region: 380-1909 (509 amino acids)
Cellular component (GO): protein phosphatase type 2A complex
Molecular function (GO): protein binding; protein phosphatase regulator activity
Source: RefSeq, a predicted model, not a curated record